CUGAACGGUGCUGUGGGGAGACAAAUGAUAUUACUUGGAAAAGGAAAAUGUUGCAGAUCAAGUUGUCUUUGAUAAAAUUCCAGAGGAAGAAUCAUGAUUUUGACAGUGUAUUAUAAAAGCUUAACAUAAACAGAUCACUAAAACAGCAGAAUAAUGUUAUAACGACAAGAAAGAGGAUAUAUAUCUUAAAUAUACAAUAUACAAAGACAAUGCAAUAGGUUCCUCAGCCUCAUGAGCUCCCAGACAAAUAUAAACGGGAGGAAUCUUGCGAGGACUGGGAGGGAGGGGGGUCAUUUCCAUGCUCGCUUGCCUCUGCUCCACUCUCUCGUCUUUCCUUCGUCCGAGCCCCUCGAUCCCUUUCCUGCGUCAGCCUCUCUCUUCAGCCCGCCCCCUCCGCCUAUGCGACAGCAGGACCGGGAAGAGAAGGCGCGCCGAACGGCUCUGGAAUCCUGAGACAUUUCUGAAAUGAAGAAACUCCUGCUGAUUGAUGUUGAUUGUGGAGUCGAUGAUGCUCAAGCCAUAAUGAUGGCUCUAGCAUCUCCCAGUGUUGAAAUCCUGGGAAUUACUUGCUGUUAUGGAAACAGUCUGUUGGAAAACACAUGUCGAAAUGUACUCCGUGUGUUACAAAUUUGUAACAAGCUCGAGAUUCCAGUGUAUCCUGGUGCUGCUUCUCCCAUACUUGGUGGCCCUGUGCUUGGGUCUUCGUUUCAUGGAAAAGAUGGUUUGGGUGAUGUACCAGAUCCUAACGCUCCAGGAUUAGAACUUCUUCAGAAAGAACAUGCUGUGCUUACAAUAUUAAGAAUAGCCAAUGAGCGACCUGGUGAGGUCUCUCUGGUUGCUACUGGUCCCUUAACAAAUUUAGCACUUGCAGUGGAAAUGGAUCCAACACUUCCAAAGAAACUUAAAAGUGUGUUCAUCAUGGGAGGAAAUACUGAAUCCAGAGGAAAUACUACAGUCUGUGGAGAAUUCAAUUUUGCAACUGAUCCAGAAGCUGCAUACAUUGCCUUAAAUGAGUAUACCUGCCCAAUUUAUAUUGCAGCAUGGGAGUUCACAUGUUCCUUCCCACUGUCCUGGGAAUUCUACCAUGAAUGGGUUAAUCAGCAUACUGAGAAAGCCAAGUUCAUGAAGAAGAUAUUUGCCCAUUCUUUGCAAAUGUCAAAAUAUCUUGGGGAAAAUGCAGGUGAGAAAGAAUGGAGAUCAGGGUUCGUUUCUUGUGACUCCUAUGCUAUGGCUGCUGCAAUCGAUGAGAACUUUAUCACAGAAGUCACAGAAAUUGGUGUAAGCGUUGAGCUCCAUGGUAUGCUGACUAGAGGAAUGAUGGUAAUGGAUUGGACUGACAAACUGAAAAAGGAAAAUAAAGACUUUGUCAUGAAAAACUGUGAUUUGGGGAAGUUUCAAGCACUUAUGAUGGCUGCUUUACAAUAAAAAUUAGCUCUCUCUGAUUCCUUCUCUGACAGGACUGGCCCAAGUGUUUUAGAACCCUAGGCGAACUGUGACUUCCGUGCUACCCCCCCCCCCGCCAAUUCAGUAUACAUACACAAGCAGAACCAAGAUAAGCCUAACUAACCAAUUACAGUAGAAAUAAUUGGUGAUUGUGUUUGGAUUUUAUAUAGAAAUAGUCACAGAUGGUAUACUUGCAUUUCAUAGUAUGUUGAUCCUACUGUUUUUUUCUCAAUAAUUGUGUGUGAUUGUGUGUGUCCAACUGGGGAUGCACUGUGGCCAGAAUCCAUAUGCCACCCCUCUUCCUCACGGCUGCUUUGGAAGGUCAUAUAACACAUCUGGAGUUCCAACCCACAUAACUUUAAUGGCAAUUGUAGUUUCAUUCUUACCAAAGUUUGAAGCUGUGUUAAUAUCAUAUUGUCAUGUGUAAACAUACAGAAUUUUUCACACAUUUUUUUUCAAUAAUUUGGAACUGGUUUUUUUGUAUGUCCAAAAUAUAGCAGUCACUUUCUCCACAAUAAUUACCUUUGCAUUCAUAUCCUCCAUCCUGGUUUUUAAAGUUAUUGGGAUUCUAUUUCAAAAUGUACUACCGAAGAAGACUAGGGUUGUUUGGUGGAGGAAGGCAAACUACCUCUGCUCCUCAUUUGCCUUGAAAGCCCCAUGUUGGGGUCACCAUCAUAGGGCCACAGUCCUAUGCAUGCUGACCUGGCAGUAAAUCCCAUUGAACAUAGUGGGGCUUACUUCUUAGUAGACAUGCAUAGGAUUAUGCUGCAAGUUGCAAGUUGCUGCAAGUGGCGCCUUUCCAAAGGCCGCUGAGUCCCAGCUUGGAAAACCAAUUCUGGGGCCCAUCACUCCUUUGCCAACUCUCCUCAAGAUCCAAGCAGCAGCAGCCCAGUAUAGCUGAGUACCACAGAAGGAACAGUUUCACACCCAGCCAGCACCACAGCCACAACACAUCUGUGCAGAUGGCAGUUUCUUGACACUUUACAGGAAAGUUACACAAGUUGUUCUCACUAAAGUGCAGAACAUUGGCCACACUUCAGAGCCUUCUACAUUUUAACAUUUUAACAAAACCACUUUACUCAUCCACUUCACCAAUCCAUUCCCUGUGCCCAUUUGUGCGCCUUAAAGUCUGACACUAGGCAAUUGCCUAGAGUCUCUCUACAUGAGACAUCUGACAUGUGAAGAACAUGUGUUGGGAGAUGCAGUGGUAACUGGGAAGGGUGGUUUAAAAAGACAGGGCCGGUGGCAGGGCAAAGGCGUUGCUAUACACGAGCUGUGUGAAGGGGGUAUAAAAUACCAGAAGGGAAACUUCAGCCCAUUAUAACUUCCCCAGGUCCAAGCCUGGCUUUGGAAGGCAGCUCCAGCCUAUUUCCAUUCCUCACUGCCCUCUGGUUGCAAUCCCACACAGUUUUAGAUUGGAGAGGUGAAAUUGACAGAGCCUUUGGGGAGGCAAAGAUGAAAUUAAUAACCCCUUUGAAGAGCAAUCUCCACUAGCUGUGUUUUUUUAAAUUACACUUCCUGGCUAACAUUGCACCUCCCUAGGCUUGGUGAACACAUGCUGAGGUGUCUCAUGUAGAGAGACUCCUAGUUUCCCUAUACGGCUGGGCUGGCCCUGUUCUCUAAUUAUACAUUUGAGUAGAUGGAUAGCCUGAUCUUCUGUUACUGCUACAAAAGCUGAGGUUAUUGCAACAGUUAAAGCAGCAUUCUGUGCAACACUUGUAGGCAGAGCUAUCCUGAUCUUUCUUGCUUCCUAUUGAGAAGCUUGAAAUGACUCUUACCUGGGAAUAAACUCUAGGAAAUAAACUGGGAUUUUCUUCUAAGUAAAUAUGCAUAGGAUUGCACUAUAGCUAUACUUAAGACAGUAAGUAGGAUUUCUACUAAGAAGUAUUGAGAAUGAGAUCCAACUGUGAAAAAAAUAAGCACUUCUGAAUUUACUUGGAUAGAUUAAAGUUGCUUUUAGGUACAAAAAUAGUUCUGUUAACUUACACAAAGGACAUAAAAAUACUGUAUUAUUUAUUUAUAGAAUGAUUGCAAACUGAUUUUGUAUGUAAUAACUGUGACUAGCAUAAAUUAUGCAAACCAACAUAGACUUGUCAGUCCCUUCAGUAGCAGAAUGGGGUAAUAAAUGAUAAGCACAAGGCUUUUCUUUCAGCUGGAACGCAGCAGGACUCAGUUCCGGCACCUCCUUUUACCAUCCCAUCUGGACAAGGGAGGUUGUGUCAAUUAAACAUUUAGUGAUGCUAGGCUAAAUUGCUCCACAUUAUUUGUUUAGAAUCUAAAAUGUAGUUUGUUGCAUUAUUAGCAAAAUAAGGCAUAGGUGUCUACUAAAACGAGUCAUUUAUUCAAUAUAUUGUAACAAAUAUGGAAUUCUAUGAUGUAGUUAACUUACAUCUGAAAAA
This is a messenger RNA of Eublepharis macularius, 3842 nucleotides long. RefSeq names its product nucleoside hydrolase-like. The coding region runs from base 466 to 1425 and encodes 319 amino acids. The record is from RefSeq and is a predicted model, not a curated record. The transcript has 6 exons. Gene Ontology annotation, molecular function: hydrolase activity, hydrolyzing N-glycosyl compounds. NCBI's taxonomy places the organism in Eukaryota, Metazoa, Chordata, Lepidosauria, Squamata, Eublepharidae.